UCUUUAAUGUUUUUGCACUCACAUGAGUUUCAGGGAGCCAGCCAAGAUGGGAGACAUCUUGGCAGCAGAAGCUGGUCUUCUUGGGAUGAUCAAAGAGUACCUUAAGUUUGAGGAAUUUGAAAAGACUAUUCAAAUUUUUGACAAGGAGUGCAAAAUGAAAGGCAAGCUUGUCUCAAAGCCAAAAGGAACUGCUCUCAGAGACUCCAAGGUUCAUGUCAUUCAGAAUGAUCUUCUAAGUUCUUUUGAUGAUGGAGACCACAAGGUGUUUUUUGAAGUGUGGACAGAGAAUAUUCCCUCUGAGGUAAAAGACACAGAUGCUGAGGUGCAAAACCUUGAGUUCUACCUUCAUAUCCACUUUACUAUCUACCCACUGAGGAGGCAUCCAAGUAGACAGGACCGCGCUGAGUUUGAGGAGAGGAUUUCCCUCUUCAAGCAGUACCUUGAAACUCGGGGAGCAGCACUCAGCCAGACCGCAGAGUUUCUGCCUUAUUAUGCCUUACCUUUUGUUCCCAACCCCACUGUUCACCCCUCCUUCAAAGAUCUCUUUCAGGAUUCCUGGACACCACAGUUGAAAUGUAAGCUGGAGAAGUUCCUGUCGGUCACACUAAAAUCAUCCAAGACUCCAAGCCUGCUGACUUUAUAUAAGGAGGGUGGAAGAAAUAUGAAAGAGGAAAUGCAGCAGUUCCAACUUCAACUUGCUGAAUCUGAACGACGCAUCAGCAGCUACGUACGAACGUUUAACAAGAUGCAAGCCAACUACCACAACCUUAUUGGAAUCACUGCGGAACUGGUUGAUGCUUUGGAGGCCACUGUCAGUGGAAAAAUGAUCGCCCCUGAGUACUUGCAGAGUGUGUAUGUUCGCCUGUUCAGCAGCCAAAUGAGACAAAGUGCGGUGCAAAGCACUGAUUUCACCAGGCCUGGCACAGCCUCCUCUAUGCUACGAGCAUCCAUUGUACCACAGACAUUGAAGGAAGUGCCAAUGUUGCCCUCAUUAGACUAUGAGAAGCUGAAGAAAGACUUAGCUGAAGGCUCAGACAGGCUCAAGUGUCUCCUGCUGCAGGCGCUGCGCUGGAGACUUACUCGCUCACUCCCCGGUGAGCAGAGAGACACUGUCCUUCAGGCCUACAUCAGCAAUGAUCUGUUGGAAUGCUACAGUACAAAGAAGAAAACUGUGCUUCAUUUGAUGAGAUCAACAAAUGAGGUUGUUCGUCAGUACCUGGCUCGUCUUAUCAAUGCAUUUGCUUCCCUUGCGGAGGGCCGAGCUUACCUCUCCCAAAUUCCUCUUCUACUGAAACUUCUGACCGAGGCACUAAGGAAUGAGGAGAAGGACUCCCUGAUUAGAGAAAAUGUACUGGUGGCUCUGCAGAAACUCAGCCUUAGGAGGAGCCAACAGACGGCCAUGAUCACAGAUGAUCUAAUUGGCUGGCUUGUUGAUGAACUGCAGGACUCAGACUGCCUCAGUGACUACACCCUGGAGUACUCUGCAGCUCUGCUUAUGAACUUGUGUCUGCGAACUAAAGGAAAAAGGAAGUGUGCAGAGACUGCCAAGCAUGUGCUAAAAGUUCUGACUGACCUCCUUGGACAUGAGAACCACGAGAUUCGACCAUAUGUGAACGGAGCCCUGUACAGUAUCCUGUGUGUUCCCGCAGUGCGACAGGAAGCCAAAGAAAUGAGCAUAGAGGAGAUUCUUCGCUGUUACAACAAAGAAGAAAACCCAGACCUCAACAGACAGAUUGAGUUCAUCAUCAAACAACUAAACUCUGGUGAGGAGGAGGGACCAGAGUCAGACGAUGAAGAAGAAGAGGAUGAUAAUGACGAAGAUUUAAUGGAAAUGGACCUUGAUAAAGAGGAAGUUCUUCUACCGCAGCAGAGGGAACUAUCUGGGGAGACUCUGCUCACCACUGAAUAUCUUGGUAUUAUGACCAACAUGCCAAAAGUGAAAAGGAAGUCAACCCCUCUGUCGCAGCCAAAUAUUGACGAGCCCUUACAGCGGCCUGUCACCCCUAGUUCUCACCGAAACACGAGCACAGGUGAUAAUCGAGUCAGCAGUCAGGGUCAUGAGAGCAGCCGAAACAGGGAUUACCUUCUGAGCCAACAGAAGAGUGAGGAGGGAAGUCUAAUUCCAUCUCGAUACAACUCACGACCUCCUACACGCUCCGGCAGCCGCCCCAGCACUGUUGAUUCUCUGCACCACAGCCUUGACUCGGAAUGUGGACGGUUUUUCCACGAUUCGGAGUUGGACGGGUCGUAUGACGAUAGAGCCAGAAAAGAACGUUCCCAGGAGGAACACAAUGGGCAUUCCAUCAGCGAUAGUGAUUACAUCGCCGCAUUUGCAAGCAGACCCAAGAUUCCCCACACGCCUGACACCACAGACAGACAGAACAGCUCUCACCACGAUCGGGGCCUCGUCCUGGCUCCCCAGUUUUCACAGUCGGAGCCACAGCAGAGCAGUCGGCCCGGCUCUGCCCGCUCCACAGGAGGAAUGGGAAGUGGAGCCAAGCAGCCCAAGAGAAGGUGAAGAGGGAGCUGUCACCAUGGGGGAAGCACUAUCUCCCCAGGAGCGUCAGACUUCCUGUAACCUCAUCCCCCCCUGGGUUGUGAUCAGGGUCAGGCCAGCAGAGACGGUUAAGGAUCAGCUGCAGCAGCAAGAAGAAGAGGAGUGGGUGGAACAAUGUUCAGAUUGUGGCUCUGCAUUUUUCCCCGUUUUGACUUCAGCACACACUCAUUUGGUAAUAUAAUACAA
Nematolebias whitei (Rio pearlfish) is the source of this 2743-nucleotide messenger RNA. Its product is annotated as lisH domain-containing protein ARMC9. The coding region runs from base 23 to 2518 and encodes 831 amino acids. NCBI's taxonomy places the organism in Eukaryota, Metazoa, Chordata, Actinopteri, Cyprinodontiformes, Rivulidae. The record is from RefSeq and is a predicted model, not a curated record. Gene Ontology annotation, cellular component: ciliary tip; centriole; ciliary basal body. The transcript has 24 exons. Gene Ontology annotation, biological process: cilium assembly.